GGGCCGGCCUUGCCGCCGCUGGUGCUGCUCUUGAAGGAGGAGAGGCGGGCGAGCAGGAUGGUGCGCCAGGCGCGGCUCUGAACGAUGGAAGGCGUCCUGUACAAGUGGACGAAUUACCUGACAGGUUGGAAGCCUCGCUGGUUUGUUCUGGAUAACGGGAUAUUGUCCUAUUACGAUUCACAGGAUGAUGUUGGUAAAGGCAGCAAAGGAAGUAUAAAAAUGGCCGUUUGUGAAAUCAAAGUUCAUCCUACAGAUAGCACCAGAAUGGAGCUAAUAAUUCCAGGAGAACAACAUUUUUACAUGAAAGCUGUUAACGCUGCUGAGCGACAAAGGUGGCUAGUAGCCCUUGGGAGCUCCAAAGCUUGCCUGACAGAUGCCAGAACUAAAAAAGAAAAAGAAAUAAAUGAAACCAACGAAUCUCUAAAAACCAAAAUGUCUGAACUGCGUCUCUAUUGUGACCUCUUGAUGCAGCAGGUCCAUACAAUACAAGAAUAUGUUCAUCAUGAUGAGAAUCAUUCCUCACCUAGCAUUGAGAAUAUGAAUGAAGCUUCUUCCUUGCUCAGUGCCACCUGUGACACGUUUAUCACAACACUUGAAGAAUGUGUGAAAAUUGCAAAUGCCAAAUUUAAGCCAGAGAUGUUUCCGUUGCCUCAUCCUGAUCCUUUAGUUUCUCCUGUGUCUCCUUCACCUGUGCAAAUGAUGAAACGUUCUGUUAGCCAUCCUGGAACUUGUACCCUUGAGAGGAGUAGUCGCUUUGGAAAAGAACCAAAUGUAUCUUCCCAUCAGCUUUCCCACCGGUGGAGAAGAACAGUCUCAGAUACAGAACCUUCCAUAGAUGUUCCCUUUGAAGAUACAGACAGACUAGCAACAUUCAAUUCUAGAGGAGCCCUCAAUGGAGGUUUGGCACCACCAGCUGUUCCUGAAGCAAAGCUGUUGCUGUCUCAGAAAGCCAGAGUAGCCGAAGAGACUCUUUCUGAGCCAAGCUCCUGAGGAAAGA
Molecule: messenger RNA, 997 nt
Organism: Protobothrops mucrosquamatus (brown spotted pit viper)
Lineage: Eukaryota; Metazoa; Chordata; Lepidosauria; Squamata; Viperidae
Gene: PLEKHA3
Product: pleckstrin homology domain containing A3
Exons: 8
Coding region: 85-990 (301 amino acids)
Biological process (GO): receptor recycling; endosome organization; retrograde transport, endosome to Golgi
Cellular component (GO): early endosome; trans-Golgi network; recycling endosome
Source: RefSeq, a predicted model, not a curated record